AGGUCCACUUGUGACCUCCCUAGUCCCAAAUCUCCCUCGCGUCCUCUCUAUGCCAGCUCACCUCACUAUACUUAAUUAUUCCUGACCUGCAGCCCCUGUGAUCCCGCCAGAGACAGUUGCAAACUGACCACAUAGAACAGACGCCCCUCGUCAAAGCGCGGGCCUCCAUCAGCUCAGGAGGUAACCUCAAGGCGCAUGUGCUGCCAGAAACAGACACAUACCGAUGGCGUCAUGUCUAUGGCGUCAGUGAGGCGCCAUAUCUGAAAUCUGGUCGCAAAUUCAUUGAUGCUGGCUGGAGCAAAUCGAUGUACUGCUGUUACCACCUUACACAAGAACGUUCUUGACCAGGGCAGCUGGAGCUCGGGUGGCUGCGGCCGUGCGCACGCGACACGGAGCUCAUGGACCUGAUGGGUAGCCCCAUGGCGGAGGGGCCCAGCAGUCCUGAUGGGGAGGAGGCACGGGCCGCGCCCCUGCGGCGGAGCCUCAGCUUUAGGCACUGGAGCGAGCCCGAGGCGCUGCUGAGCCCUGCGCUGAGCGGCGGUAGGCGCCGCAGCAGCUCCGGAAGUCUGGCAUGGAUGCCCGACGACGAGGUCGAGGCGGACGUCGUCCGGGCACCGGUGGCUGGAGCGCAGCCGGCGGCUGAGAAGCGCAACACCUUGGACGUGGGCGAGGUGGUCAGCAAGAACGAUGCCCUCUCACACCUGGAGCGCUGGGAGCGCAGGGAGCGCAGCAAGAGCAAGAACCGCAUGCUGGACAACAGCGACCUGCAGCGGCUGGAGCGCGCGCGGGCCGCGGCUGCCGGCCUUGGGACCGCCUCGGAGCACCGGCUGCUGCGUUUCUUCAGUGGCAUCUUCGCGCGCUGGGACGGCGGGCCCUCACCCCGCAGCAGCGCCCUGAGCUCCCGCGGUUACUUCAGUCUGCGGCGGGCCCCGGCCGACACUCACUGGUCCAGUGCCAAGAGCAUCGAGGGGUCCCCGCGCAGAGGUGGGCAGUCCAGCCUGGGACUCCUGGGCUGGAUGAAGAGUGGUGGGGGCUGGGUCUGCGCUCCAGCAGACUGCGGUGUGAGCACUUUGGGGCCGGGGUACAGCGGGGGCAGUGCUUUUCCUGGUGUCCAGCGAGGGUGCAAACUAACCUGCUGCACAGUGCAGCAGCCUGGGUGCUACUGAAUGCUGUCACUCCGGGCUUUAUGUGCGUUAACAGUUCCGGGCCUCCCACCUGGCCUUAGUGAGUUGACUAGGGUAGGAUUACCUGGUCAAAUGUUUGCCCCUUGCUGGUGCUGGUUCAGCCUUCUUCAUCAAGAAAUAUGGAGCGACAGGAGCCGGAUGUAGAUCGCUCCUGAGAGACACAGCCAGAAUACAGCAAAUACAGAGGCGAAUGCCAGCAGCAAACCACUGAACUGAGAAUAGGACCCCCGUUGAAGGAAUCAGAGAAAGAACUGGAAGAGCUUGAAGGGGCUCGAGACCCCAUAUGUACAACAAUGCCAAGCAACCAGAGCUUCCAGGGACUAAGCCACUACCUAAAGACUAUACAUGGACUGACCCUGGACUCUGACCUCAUAGGUAGCAAUGAAUAUCCUAGUAAGAGCACCAGUGGAAGGGGAAGCCCUGGGUCCUGCUAAGACUGAACCCCCAGUGAACUAGA
Rattus norvegicus (Norway rat) is the source of this 1641-nucleotide messenger RNA. The record is from RefSeq and is a predicted model, not a curated record. Lineage: Eukaryota; Metazoa; Chordata; Mammalia; Rodentia; Muridae.